Psilocybe cubensis is the source of this 606-nucleotide messenger RNA. RefSeq lists its product as uncharacterized. The transcript is spliced from 5 exons. Gene Ontology annotation, molecular function: adenylylsulfate kinase activity; ATP binding. Gene Ontology annotation, biological process: sulfate assimilation. Bases 1 to 606 code for a protein of 201 amino acids. The record is from RefSeq and is a predicted model, not a curated record. Lineage: Eukaryota; Fungi; Basidiomycota; Agaricomycetes; Agaricales; Agrocybaceae.
AUGGCCACUAACAUCUCUUUUCACCCUGGUUCUGUGACUGGCGAAGAACGUAAAGAGUUACUCGGGCAAAAAGGUGCAACAGUCUGGUUGACAGGUCUUAGCGCUAGCGGAAAGUCAACGAUUGCGUGUGCCCUUGAGCAGCAUCUGCUACACUCCAAGAAGUUUACAUAUCGCCUCGAUGGUGAUAACGUGAGAUUUGGACUGAACAAAGACCUCGGUUUUGACGAAAAAUCUCGCAAUGAGAACAUAAGGAGGAUAGGAGAGGUUUCCAAAUUGUUCACAGAUGCAGGGUGCAUCACAGUCACAGCCUUCAUUUCUCCCUACCGAGCCGAUAGAGAUUUGGCUAGAGAUCUUCACAAACAAUCAUCUUUGCCUUUCAUCGAGGUUUUUGUUGACGCACCGCUAGAAGUAGUGGAAGCUAGAGAUCCUAAAGGACUAUACAAGAAAGCACGAGCUGGUGAAAUCAAAGAAUUCACCGGAAUAUCAGCACCAUACGAAGCUCCUUCCUCUCCAGAAAUCCAUAUAAAAACCGACCAAGUCAGUGUUGCCAAUGCUGUUCAGAUAAUUACCGACUACUUGGUCGCCAACAACUACAUCCUACCUUAA